Molecule: messenger RNA, 1131 nt
Organism: Dufourea novaeangliae
Lineage: Eukaryota; Metazoa; Arthropoda; Insecta; Hymenoptera; Halictidae
Product: odorant receptor 94a-like
Exons: 5
Coding region: 1-1131 (376 amino acids)
Biological process (GO): detection of chemical stimulus involved in sensory perception of smell; sensory perception of smell
Cellular component (GO): plasma membrane
Molecular function (GO): olfactory receptor activity; odorant binding
Source: RefSeq, a predicted model, not a curated record
AUGGGGCUAUCGUACCUCUUCACUAUAUCGACUUUUUGUGGAAUCUGGCGACCGCUUUCGUGGUCGUCGAGAUUCAAAAAAGUGUUAUACAACAUGUAUUCCGUAUUUGUGGUGUGUAUGAACGUCACAUUCACCAUUUCUCAAAUCAUUAGCGUGCUGACCGUGGAUAACUUGGACGAUUUUGCCGAGAACACUUACAUGCUAGUGCCCGCGAUUGUCUGCUGUUGCAAACUAAUUAACCUGUUGGUAUAUCGUGGAGGUAUUAUAGAACUCGUGAAAAUUUUCCUAGAGGAACCGUGCGCCACGUUGAACGACAAAGAAGAGCUGAUUCAGAUGAGAUACGAUAAACAAAUACGGACCAAUAUCAUCAAAUAUACCAGGAUGGUGAAGUCGUCAACUGUUAUGAUACUUUUCACUUCGUUCCUGAACGACUUUCGGAACGGCAGACUGACGUACAGAGCCUGGAUACCUUACAAUUAUUCGUCCACGACCGCUUUUGGAUUGACCUAUAUCCAUCAGAUGAUGGCUUUAGCCAUCGCUGGAUACGUGCAUUUGGCCUGUGACGUUCUGCUGUGCGGUCUGCUGUCGCAGAUCUGCUGCCAAUUCGACAUUCUACAGUGUCGCUUGAACGAGGUGAAAAAGAACGAAACGAUCGCCCUUCGGGAAUGCGUUCGUCACCACAACAGGAUUUACAAACUAGCCGCAAUGGUGAACGACACGCUGAACUUGACGAUCUUUGCGCAAUUUUUCGGAAGCUUUCUGGCGCUCUGCCUCAGCCUGAUCAAGCUAAUAAAGGAGAACACAUUGAGCACGCAAGUCAUAUCGUUGCUAUUUUUUGUGGUGAUGAUAAUGACUCAAAGCUUUCUUUACUGUUGGUACGGAAACGAAGUGACACUGAAGAGUAUCGCGGUAGCAGACAUGAUUUUUCAGAUGAAUUGGAUAGAAACGAAUGAACAGGCUAAAAAAAUCCUCAUUAUUACGAUGAGUCGCUCGAGAUCGCCGAUACAGCUGGAAACCGCGCACGUGAUGACGUGCGACCUGGACUUCUUCGUGGCCGUUAGUAACAAUUUUGUAGAUAUUAAAUGUACACAUAUGUGUACAUUUGGGAUUCAUGUAUCGUAUGGCACCUAA